UACUAUCUUAAAAAGGUAGAACCUUAUCCUUUUAACUUCCUGCAAGAGAAAAUAUAUCAGUAGGCGUACUCAUAAAUCAUAAUCUAACUUUAUAUUGUAACCAAUUUGCCUAAUGUUGCUCCACAGCAUUGCCAAUUUAUAUCAGGUACAGCCUUUAUCACCUUCUAAGUCAUCCCAUUUAUAUGGGUUCAAGAAUUAUUCUCCUUGUCCUACCUUCUUCCGCAGUUUUUCCCUCAACAACUUAGAGCAGGUCAGUACAUUAAGGUGGCCAUUUGGUAUAUCAUCUUGUUGCAGAGCAAGAAGGAGAAUAAGAUAUGUGGAUGAGGAAGAAGAUGAUGAACACAGUUCUGGUUACAAUGAAGAAAUAGCCAUGCUGGAAAUGUACAGUCAGUCAGCCAGAGGAGAAGCCCUUCUUGUCACGGCUAUGGUUGAUGAUCAAGAAGUAGAAGUUCUUAUCUUUAAGGGGUUUUCAUCAUGCUUGAGCUAUGGGACCUCGCCAGAUGCAUCAAAAAGUGUUAUUCCACAAAGAGCGAUAAUUAAAUUUAUAGACAGGAUUAAGGGUCCCUUCAACCCCGCCAACAUAGAGUACAUUGAGAAAGGUUUGACAUUGGAGACAUUCAAAAGUCGUUAUUCCUCUAAUUAAUGAAAAUUUACUUUUAUUUAUUCAAGAAGGGACUUCAUCCUUCUCCACAUAUAUUAACAAUACAAGAUGUAUUAAAAGUAAUAAUCUGAGUUUGUAAUUCCUAUUUCGGGUUAUUCUUUCUGAAUUAAGCCCCUAAAAAGUAAGAUCUAGUAUUGUCUCAUUA
Beta vulgaris subsp. vulgaris (sugar beet) is the source of this 806-nucleotide messenger RNA. RefSeq lists its product as hypothetical. The transcript is spliced from 2 exons. The record is from RefSeq and is a predicted model, not a curated record. Gene Ontology annotation, cellular component: chloroplast. Lineage: Eukaryota; Viridiplantae; Streptophyta; Magnoliopsida; Caryophyllales; Amaranthaceae. Bases 113 to 643 code for a protein of 176 amino acids.